This is a messenger RNA of Amphiprion ocellaris (clown anemonefish), 7280 nucleotides long. RefSeq names its product plasma membrane calcium-transporting ATPase 1-like. NCBI's taxonomy places the organism in Eukaryota, Metazoa, Chordata, Actinopteri, Pomacentridae. Gene Ontology annotation, biological process: regulation of cytosolic calcium ion concentration; calcium ion transmembrane transport. Bases 618 to 4334 code for a protein of 1238 amino acids. Gene Ontology annotation, molecular function: ATP binding; ATP hydrolysis activity; PDZ domain binding. Gene Ontology annotation, cellular component: intracellular membrane-bounded organelle; membrane. The transcript is spliced from 22 exons. The record is from RefSeq and is a predicted model, not a curated record.
CGGGUGCCCAGCUCGCGCAGAAGAGACGUUGAUCCGGCUGUUGGUUCUUUUCUACGGUUCACAGUACCGGAGCCCCUCCGCCCACCGCCCCGCUACCGACAUACCGCCAGCUACAGCUCGUAAACCGGUCCGCUCUUUUUCCCAGAGUCGGUCCUUCCGGAGGACACAGACACAGUGAGUUUUUCCUCCUUCCAGCGGACUGAUUUCGGGACUCAGUUCGGGUCCGGUUCGUUUUUCGGGGGCUGCCGUUACUGGACCGCAGCCUGUUUGAGUGUCACCAGAGUGAGAGAAACUGCUUCAACCGUCGGACAAAGCUUGUUUUUCUCCUCCCCACCCGGUUUGUCAGUCAUUUUUCCACCACUGCAGUUGUCAACUUGGAGCCCUGCUGGGCAAUGGACGAACCCCUCUGAGGUGAGGACGCUGCCCGCCGUUACCGACACCGACACAGGACGUGAUUUGGACAACGAACCGCCGAGUGGAGCCUGACGCCAGUGGAACAUGUUUGCUCCCCUGUGAGAACUGCACUACCCACAAUUCCUGCGAACUGACAGUCAAAGUUUACUAGAUCACUUUAACAAAAACACUCAGAGGACAAAACUGCUGUGAAGAGGACCAAAAUGGCCAACAACACAGCAGACCACCCUCCAGGGAAUUCGGUUGCAGAGGGCAACCAUGAUGGGGACUUCGGGGUGACCAUGAUGGAACUGAGGAGCCUGAUGGAGCUGCGGAGCGGGGAAGCUGUCAACAAGAUACGGGAUACUUAUGGAGAUGUGCAGGGACUCUGCCGCCGCCUCAAAACAUCAUCUAUAGAAGGUCUGUCUGGUAACCCCAAUGAUUUGGAGAAACGUCACACGGCAUUUGGAAAGAACUUCAUCCCUCCAAAGAAGCCCAAAACGUUCCUGCAGCUGGUGUGGGAGGCUCUGCAGGAUGUCACACUCAUCAUCCUGGAAAUCGCUGCAAUCAUCUCACUCGGCCUGUCCUUCUACCACCCACCAGGGGGCGACAGUGAAGCAUGCGGCCAGGCUGCAGGUGGCGUGGAGGACGAGGGCGAGGCCCAGGCCGGCUGGAUCGAGGGUGCCGCCAUCCUGUUCUCGGUCAUCAUCGUGGUCCUGGUGACGGCUUUCAACGACUGGUCCAAGGAAAAGCAGUUCCGUGGGCUGCAGAGUCGCAUCGAACAAGAACAAAAAUUCACUGUCAUUCGCAAAGGUCAGGUCAUCCAGAUCUCUGUGGCCGAGAUCGUGGUGGGAGACAUCGCUCAGAUCAAAUACGGAGACCUACUGCCUGCCGAUGGGAUCCUGAUCCAGGGCAACGACCUCAAGAUCGAUGAGAGCUCUCUGACCGGAGAGUCUGACCAGGUUCGGAAGUCAGCAGAGAAGGACCCAAUGCUUCUGUCCGGGACCCAUGUGAUGGAGGGAUCAGGCAAGAUGGUGGUGUCAGCUGUCGGCCUCAACUCUCAAACUGGCAUCAUCUUUACUCUGCUGGGCGCCGGCGAGAAUGACGAAGAGAAGAAGGUCAAGAAAAGUAAAAAACAAGGACCCCCCGAAAAUCGCAACAAAGCCAAGACCCAGGAUGGCAUCGCUCUGGAGAUCCAGCCACUGAAGAGUGAGGAAGCCGCCGAGUCAGAGGAGAAGGAGGAGGCCAAACCAAAGGCGAAGGUCAAUCAGGCCCUCGUGACCAAGAAGGAGAAGUCUGUGCUGCAGGGCAAACUGACCAGGCUGGCUGUUCAGAUCGGCAAAGCUGGUCUGAUCAUGUCGGCUCUGACCGUCAUUAUCCUCAUCCUCUACUUUGUGAUUGACACCUUCGGGAUCCAGGGUCGGACCUGGCUGGCCGAGUGCACCCCCAUAUACAUCCAGUACUUUGUCAAGUUCCUUAUCAUCGGUGUGACGGUGCUGGUGGUAGCCGUUCCCGAGGGGCUGCCGCUCGCCGUCACCAUCUCUCUGGCCUACUCUGUCAAGAAAAUGAUGAAAGACAACAACCUGGUGCGUCACCUGGACGCCUGUGAGACCAUGGGCAACGCCACGGCUAUCUGCUCUGACAAGACGGGUACUCUGACCAUGAACCGCAUGACGGUGGUGCAGGCCUAUGUCGGCGAUACACACUACAAGACCGUCCCUGAACCCGACAUCAUCAAACCAGAGACUUUGGAAACAUUGGUCAACAGCAUCUCAAUCAACUCAGCAUACACCACCAAGAUCCUGCCUCCAGAGAAGGAGGGUGGCCUGCCUCGCCACGUGGGCAACAAGACAGAGUGCGCUCUGCUGGGUCUGGUUCUCGAUAUGAAGAGGGACUACCAGCCGAUUAGAGACGAAGUGCCCGAAGAGAAGUUCUACAAGGUUUACACCUUCAACUCCUCACGCAAGUCCAUGAGCACGGUCCUGAAGAACGCCGAUGGUGGCUUCCGCAUGUACAGCAAAGGAGCAUCAGAGAUCGUGCUGAGGAAAUGCUCUCGUAUCCUGGACGCCCAGGGUCAGCCUCGUGUCUUUAAGCCGAAGGACCGUGAUGAGAUGGUGCGAAAGGUGAUUGAGCCGAUGGCCUGCGACGGGCUGAGGACCAUCUGCGUGGCCUACAGAGACUUCCCUGCCGAAGGCGGAGAACCGCAAUGGGACAGUGAGAAUGACAUCCUGAACGAGCUCACCUGUAUCGCUGUGGUCGGCAUCGAAGACCCCGUCAGACCUGAGGUACCUGAAGCCAUCGCCAAGUGUCAGCGUGCAGGAAUCACUGUUCGUAUGGUGACUGGAGACAACAUCAACACUGCCCGAGCCAUUGCAACCAAGUGUGGCAUCCUGAUACCCGGAGAGGACUUCCUCUGUCUGGAGGGCAAAGAGUUCAACCAGCAGAUCAGAAACGACAGAGGAGAGGUGGAGCAGGAGCGUCUGGACAAAGUUUGGCCCAAACUGCGUGUUCUUGCUCGUUCAUCACCAACAGACAAACACACUCUGGUCAAAGGCAUCAUUGACAGCACAGUGGGUGAAACCCGACAGGUGGUAGCAGUGACAGGAGACGGCACCAACGACGGCCCGGCCCUCAAGAAAGCCGAUGUUGGCUUUGCCAUGGGAAUCGCCGGCACAGAUGUGGCCAAAGAAGCAUCUGACAUCAUCCUGACUGACGACAACUUCACCAGUAUUGUCAAGGCCGUCAUGUGGGGGAGAAACGUCUACGAUAGCAUCUCCAAGUUCCUGCAGUUCCAGCUCACCGUCAAUGUGGUGGCCGUGAUCGUGGCGUUCACGGGCGCCUGCAUCACACAGGACUCUCCCCUGAAGGCUGUCCAGAUGCUUUGGGUCAACCUCAUCAUGGACACUCUGGCUUCUCUCGCUCUGGCCACUGAACCGCCCACCGAGUCUCUGCUGCUACGUAAACCUUAUGGCCGCGACAAGCCUCUCAUCUCCAGGACCAUGAUGAAGAACAUCCUGGGCCACGCCGUGUUCCAGCUGGUCAUUAUCUUUACCCUGCUCUUUGCUGGUGAGAAGUUGUUCGACAUCGACAGUGGCCGCAAUGCUCCCCUGCACUCCCCGCCAUCGGAGCACUACACCAUUGUGUUCAACGUGUUCGUGAUGAUGCAGCUUUUCAAUGAAAUCAACGCGAGGAAGAUCCACGGAGAGAGGAAUGUGUUCGAGGGCAUCUACAGGAACCCCAUCUUCUGCAGCGUUGUCCUGGGAACCUUCAUCCUGCAGAUCAUCAUUGUUCAGUUUGGAGGGAAGCCGUUCUCCUGCACGCCUCUGAACAUCGAGCAGUGGCUGUGGUGUGUGUUCAUCGGUGUGGGGGAGCUGCUGUGGGGACAGCUGAUCUCGGCCAUCCCAACACAUCGCCUGAAGUUCCUAAAGGAGGCAGGUCACGGUAUCAGAAAGGAAGAGAUCCACGAGGAGGAGCUGACGGAGGGCGCCGAUGAGAUCGACCACGCCGAGAUGGAGCUGAGGAGAGGCCAGAUCCUCUGGUUCAGAGGCCUGAACCGCAUCCAGACUCAGAUGGAUGUGGUCUAUACCUUCCAGACGGGGCAGGCAGCAGUGCCCGGUGCCCUGCGCCGCCAGCCGUCUGUUGUCAGCCAGCACAAUGACACCACUGCCGCCAAAACUCUCUCUAGCCCCACCCCCAUUAAGGUGGUGAAUGCAUUCCGUAGCUCCCUAUACGAGGGGCUGGAGAGCCCAGAGUCCCGUUGCUCCAUCCACAGUUUUAUGGCCCAUCCUGAGUUUGUGCCCCUGUCCGAGGAGGAGGCUCGCAUCCCCCCCAUCGAGGAGACCGGAGACGAGAUAGACCCCCUCCCCAGCUCCUCGUCUGGGGCCACAGGAGGAGGAGAGCCGCCCGGCGCCCUCCCCCACAGCUCCGAGUCAUCCAUCUGAGCUCCUCCUCCCUCCUCCUCCUCUUCAUCAGCAUCAUCUGUAACCCACCAACCGAACUGUCACCCUGAGGAGGGUUGGAGAGCCCACAGUCCCGUUGCUCCAUUCAUAGCUUCAUGGCAAGUCUUGAGUUUAUGCCCCUGUCCAAGGAGGAGGCUCGCAUCUCCCGCAUCGAGGAGACUGGAGAUGAGAUAGACCCCUCCCCAGCUUCUCGUCUGGGGCCACAGGAGCAGGAGAGCCGCCCGGCGCCCUCCCCCACAGCUCCGGGUGAUCCAGCUGAGCUCCUCCUCCCUCCUCGUCCUCUUCCUCCCUCCUCUUCAUCAGCAUCAUCUGUCAUCCACCAACCGAACUGUCACCCUGAGGAGGGAAGUCAUGUCUCUGCUCAUCCCCUCAUUCUGCUUCACCUCGUCUUCGCCCCUCGGUCAUUCCUGCCACGUUGUGUUUCUUUCAUACUGACUGUGGCGUCGCUCUGCCUGUAAGUUUGUCUCUCCGCCACCAGGACACAGUCAGUCAGUAGAAGGUGGAGUCCAGCGUCUCCACAGCCAAACGCCUGUCCUCACUCAUCUGUUUUUGUUUUGUUUUUUUUUACUUGACAAUCCUUUUUGAAAAGCUUUUAAACUUCGUUGGGUUCAAUCUUUGCUGGACUCACGGCAGCAUGUUGUGUUCUGUAUUCGCUUCAUUCCUGCAUUCUGAAAAACGGCACCGAAUUUUUUAAAGAGUGCAGUGAUUCUGAUGUACAUAAGUUCCGUUCUACACAGCUCUAAGCUGGUUUGGUGUUCAGAAGAUUUUUAGGCAAAUGCAAAAAUGUAACCUUUUGUUUUUUUAGAUGUUCACCUGUUGUUUGUUUUAAAAAUAUUCAACUAAUGUUAAUUGAAGGUUGAUUCUAACUCCUGAGAAUGUUUUAUGAGUGUCAACACUACAGUCUUCAAGGUUAAACCAAUAUUAUUCCCUUUAUCGUGUCUGUACGUGUUGGUUUUUCUUUAGCUGCUGUGUUGCAUGUGGAAGAACGGGAUGUUCACGACCCAAAAACCGCGAACACAGCGGUGUCCAGAGAUCUCGCUUUCUGCUCAGUGGCCGUCUGACCUCAUCUCAUCCAGUCAGGGUUCUCUGCCCCUCCCCGCCAUGGAUAGUAGGAAACAGGAGUGUGGUUCAAGUUCCCCCUCUAGUAGGAUGCAUGUUUUGUUUCAUUCGUGUUACGUCGCAUGAAAACUUAGGAAUGAAUAUUUGAGAUUCUCUUUCGACUGCCAUGUGUGUUCGUCUGCAGCAGCGUUUGUUCAGAGCUCCGUGAACUUCUUGUCUGAAGCACAACAGGACAGAAACAGGUUCAUCGAUAUUGAGAGUGUCACUGUCUGCGAGUACAAUCAUUCAUCCUGUUUGGGCCUCGCUCAGAUUGUACAAAAGGCAGCCAAUGGUGUCACAGUACAGGUAGCUCUGGUGAAAUGAGGCCACAACAAGAAAGGACGCCGCCUGUUUUUCCACUGCCUCCCCACAGUCAGCUCACUGCCUGUUCUACUCUGAAUUCUGAAUAUAACAGUAAGAACCAGACAGCGAGACUGAACCAACCAGUUCAAGGACGAAGCUGAAGUUUCAAGUUUCUUUCAUCUUUUUCAUGUGUCGCUUCUGAAACCUUCUUGUAGUUUGAACACACUGAACACUUAAGUGUCGAUGAGUCUGUCUCGGGUCUCAGUCGGGACGUAAUCGGAGCUCUGAGUGGCGUCCGGACCGUCUGCCUGUGUUUCACACUAAUCUUAGUACCACUUCUGAUGUUCCCUCAUCUGUCGGAUUUUAUGAACAGAAACAGAAUAAGCUGUCAGUGACAUCACACGGCCAGCAGCAGCGAAGGCGUUUGAUUACCAUCACUGCCAUUCUCCGCUCUGCCGUGUCCGAUUGACAGGCAUCGGCAUCGCAACCGCACUGAGGUUUAUGGGAGACUGACGAUGUCACCAGUCAGCAUGUAGAGUUAAAUCCACUGUGUCUGCAGAUUACUGUCUUAAAAGAAGAAGUAACCAUCCUCCAAUCAGAAGCGGCGAUGCGUCUAAUCCCCUCUUAGUCUGACUAGCAGCCAUCAACCUCUAUACGAACUAGGACGCGGUAUUGAAGUAAUGUGCUACUACUGCCAUAUUUCCAACUUUUUGUCACGACUUGGUUCUUCCUCUCCCCUCUGAUGAGCUUUUUCUAUGUAACUCAGAGCCAUAUUUUAUAGGUUGUCUGUAUUGUUUUUUAUCUCAUUGUUCUCGAGGUUUCCUUUGGACUUUCUCACCCCCACCCUCCCCCUCCUCCCCCGGCCCUUCACUCCAAACACGACCAAAAAACAAGGAGAAAAUCUUCAGUCGUCACUGCCGAACCAAGUUUAAAGGACCUCUACAAUGUUUACAUGAAAAGCGAGUCGGUGGCAGUUCGCCUGCACUUCUCUCAUCCGACCACUUCCCUGUCAUUCCCUUGCUUUCCUGAAUCUUAGAGUUACUAUUUAACUAAAUGGGGAAUCUUUCUUGCAUGGUUUUCAUAUAAAAUUCAAUGUUUUGCUCAUUUUUUACAAUUCUUCUGUAUUUUUAUAUUAAGUACUUUUUAAUAUUUUGGAGAUAUAUGAAUAUAUAUGUAUGGGCUGAAGAGUUUGGUGACAGUACAGUACAUGAAUGAGAUGAAUCUACCGUGGACUCUGUCUUUUUACAGCUCUCUGAAUAUUUAUGCCACGUGUGUCGUCUUGGUCACCUGAUGUUAGGGCUCAGAAACCUGCAGUGACUUGUUUACUUCUUGUUGGCCGUUCAAUUGGAAUUGCAACAAUCUGGUCCCAUCAGCCCCCUUUUACAUGAGUAUAACACUUUAUCUAAGAUGUUGUGGCACACUACAGGCUAUGUGAUUUCACAGUUAUCCAGUUCCAUUAGAGUUCAGCAACAUGAAUACAGCUAACUGUAUCAAACAUUAAAUGGGAGUGUUUAAUUAUUUAUCCAA